Messenger RNA from Rotaria sp. Silwood1, 384 nucleotides. Lineage: Eukaryota; Metazoa; Rotifera; Eurotatoria; Philodinida; Philodinidae. The record is from the annotation of a GenBank genome assembly.
AUGAAUAAUUAUUUCACAUUUCCAAUAAUUUUGAUAUCUUUCCUUUUAAUAACACUAAUAUCUGGUCGAGCAAUAUACUAUGAUGAAUUAAAUGACGACGAUAAUACAAAACCAACCUCAAGUGAUGAAGAAGAUUAUAAAUCAAAACUAUUAAAUAUCGUAAAUGAUGAUGAUAAUGAUAUUAAUGAUAAUGACAUAUCUUUUGAUUCUAAUGAAGAAAAAAAAUUUCAUCAACGACAAAUAGUUACGCGAUCUGAAGAAUCCAAUACAGUAUCACCCCAUACUCGAGAAGCAAUAAUGGAUCUUCUUCAAAAAGCUUUUGAUCAAGGAUGGAGACCCAAUUUAAAACAUUAUAUUCCAGCAACACGUUUUGGUCGUCACUGA